Messenger RNA from Diatraea saccharalis (sugarcane borer), 2917 nucleotides. NCBI's taxonomy places the organism in Eukaryota, Metazoa, Arthropoda, Insecta, Lepidoptera, Crambidae. The record is from the annotation of a GenBank genome assembly.
GUAUAUUUACCAACAACGGCACUCGUUCAAGCAGCCAGUCAGCCGGUAUACGCGGUAGAACGCGCGCGCACGCGGCCAUUUUGGAAUUCUAAACUUUUUUAAAUCUCCCGUUGCCAAAAAAAAAAAAAAAAUCAUAAAAUUCACCAUUUUUAAUUUAGAACCCAACCCCAAAAGUGAGCUGAUAUAUCUCACACCAAAUCAAACACAAUAAAAAAGAAAUGUUAUGACAUUUGCUUAAAAAUACAAAAUGGCGGACUUCAUCAAUAGAAUUAAGAAUAAGAAAAGAAGUGACAGAAACAGUAUAUACUCUAUGGUAUCCUCCAGUGACCUGACUCCUGGUAGCUUGGAGAUCUGGUUGGAUCUGCCAGAUGAGAUAAAAUUUGACCCAUCACUGGAGCCGUUCAAGAAAAAGUAUGAGCAACAACAUGGUAAGCUUGGAACACCCGAGGUACUGAUCACGGACGAAGCUGAGAAGUCCUUAUUCGACAAGAAAAUCCCAACUGUCGAAGAAAAUGUUGAACAAAAUAACGAGAACAUGCUUAGAGACUGCGGGAAUAGGUUAAUGGAGCAUAGCCCAGUAGAAGAGGAGAAAGAGAUUAAAUCAGAAACAGCAAGAAAGUUCCAAUUCAUUUUGCGUGUGGUAAAACUGUCAACAUUGGUCGCCUGUUGGAUGUUACUCACAGUAUCCUUGAUAAUGAACAGAGAAAAAUCCAACGUGGUCUUACACACAGCCGUCAAAGGUGGAGAGAUUAAAGAAUAUGAAUUACGAACUACUCUUGACAGACUGCUUGUAUCCGUUACAAUAACAGGACCUUUCCGUCAAAAUCUUUCCAAUGAUACUUCGAAUAUACUACAGUUGUGGCUACAUAGAGAAUCUGAUAUACUGGACAUCGAACAAAAUUCUCGUCUAUGGUUAGUGAAUUUACAGCCUGAGGAUCUUUUAGAUUUCUCACCGAGUACAUCGGAGACAAAGACUCUAGUGUUGGAGAAGAGUCGAUAUUCUAGAAACACAACCAGUGAUGGUAAUGAUACAUGGAUUAUCGACUCUUUGUGGGACCAAGUCGACAAUAACGAUACUAAAGUGACUCUUCGAAUGUUCACAUCCAGUAACAGUACUGUCCCUCUAACUGUCAGCUAUCAAAUGAAUACAUUGGAAGAAAGAGAUGGCCUUAUAUAUUCAACCGUACUGCUGUGCACUUUGUAUUUCUUGAUUAUAUUUGAGUCAAAGAGCAGGGGCGUACCCACUAAAACCCAGCGAUAUCCCUCGCAUCGAAUGAUGCACGGGAUCGGCCCGGAAUACACCGCGCUGUUCGCCCCCAUUUCGGCCCACCCUGAAAAGGGCAGGUCCUUCUGCGAGUUGGGGGUACAUCUCAGAGACAUUCGAGAUGCACCACCCCCCGGACGAGGCGGAGGCAAGCAAUGCUCGACCCGAAGAUUGACUGACUCAUCUUGUACUCUUAAUCUCCGUACUCACAUUAUGAUAUUACUCGAUCUACAUAUUACAGUAGUGAAUCGAACCAUAGCCGCUUUGCUCUCCUCAUCGCUCGCGAUAGCAGUGUUGGCACUCAGUGGUGCGCGCCCUUCGUUGCCUGAGCUGAUCUCCUGGCUGGACGUGGAAACCUUGCUGCUGCUCUUCAGCAUGAUGAUCUUAGUGGCGAUACUGGCGGAGACUGGAGUCUUUGAUUACUUGGCUGUGGUGGCUUUUGAAGUGACGGGUGGACGUACGUGGCCUCUCAUGAACUGCCUUUGUUUCUUCACUGCAUUCUUUUCAACGUUUCUGGAUAAUGUUACCACAGUUCUUCUCAUGACACCAGUCACUAUAAGAUUAUGUGAGGUGAUGCAUUUGAAUCCAGUGCCAGUUUUAAUGUCGAUGGUGAUAUUCAGUAACGUGGGGGGUGCCGCUACUCCUGUCGGGGACCCCCCAAAUGUGAUUAUAGCCAGCCAUCCGUCUAUGUUAGCACAGAACAUCAACUUUACUUCGUUUACUUUUCACAUGGGACUAGGUAUUUUACUAGUAUGUGUACAAACAUACUUGCAACUGAGGUUUAUGUUCAGAGAUAUUAGUAAAUUACGGCAUAGCGUUCCAAGGGAUAUAUUAGAAGCAGUUGGUUACGAUUGCGUCUACAGUCAUAAACAUCCACCAUUCUACACCGGGGCCGCUUGGUGCGUCAUUGAUAUUCUCCUACGGGGGGAACAAACCAUGGGGAAGGCUUAUGCCUCAGCAGUGGGAAUAUUAGUGGUGGUUGAAAGACUGAAUUCAGUAUUAGUGAGAAGAGAAGCUGGAGGCGGCACCUCCAGAACUGAUCCAAAGUUCUGCUCUACAUUAGCGCAGAUGAAGGAAAAGUACCAAAUCCGCGAUAAACAGCUGUUGGUGAAGUCCGCCGUGUGCGUCAUGUUUGUAGUCGUCGUGUUCUUCCUUCACGCCAUCCCAGAGUUGCAACGUUUAUCGCUAGGAUGGACAGCAUUACUAGGAGCUUUGCUACUGCUGCUCUUGGCUGAGAGAGAAGACUUAGAGCCGAUCCUUGCCAGAGUAGAGUGGUCUACUCUUUUAUUCUUUGCAGCUCUCUUUGUUUUAAUGGAGGCUCUAUCGAAACUGGGUUUGAUCGCGUGGAUCGGCAAUAUGACAGAAGCUGUCAUUUUACAAGUGAAUCAGGAAUCAAGAUUGGCUGUGGCUAUAAUGCUAGUUUUAUGGGUGUCAGGUCUAGCGUCGGCGUUUGUGGAUAACAUACCGCUGACGACGAUGAUGGUGCGCGUGAUCGCCGCCCUCGCCGAUCCCGCUGGACUCAAUUUACCGCUGGCGCCGCUCGCGUGGGCAUUGAGCUUCGGAGCGUGUCUGGGAGGUAAAUGUUAUUUUAGUCUAACUAACCUUAUAGAACCAGCAGAUUUUCAUUUCCUGGGUAAGCAUAUACCAUCUUAG